Molecule: messenger RNA, 951 nt
Organism: Papaver somniferum (opium poppy)
Lineage: Eukaryota; Viridiplantae; Streptophyta; Magnoliopsida; Ranunculales; Papaveraceae
Product: glutathione S-transferase-like
Exons: 2
Coding region: 178-816 (212 amino acids)
Cellular component (GO): cytoplasm
Molecular function (GO): glutathione binding; glutathione transferase activity
Source: RefSeq, a predicted model, not a curated record
CUCUAUGGGGUACACACAUCAAUUUGGUCCAAUUUCCUAAUACCAGAAAGAAAUCUCAUCUCUGAAAUGAUUCAUUAUUGCUUUGCUCCAUUAUAAAUUGUCAUCAAACCUUUCACUUUCAGCAUAGAAAUCAAAACAAGACCUUCAUUUUAUUUUCACUAUCUCACAGUAAUAAUAAUGGCUGUUCUCAAGGUCCAUGGAAGUCCAAUCUCAACUGCAACUCAAAGAGUUCUUGUUACCAUCAUCGAAAAAGGUCUUGAAUAUGACCUGCUUUUCGUUAACUUGGCUGAAGGUGAACACAAGAGAGAACCCUUCAUCUCUCUCAACCCAUUUGGUCAAGUCCCAGCUUUUGAAGAUGGAGAUUUGAAGCUCUUCGAAUCAAGGGCUAUCACACAGUACAUCGCACAUGAUUAUGCAAGCAGCGGAACACCAUUGAUUUCAUUCGAGAAGAUGCCAGUAAUGGUGAACUGGAUGGAAGUCGAGGCACACCAUUUUGAGCCAGUAGCAUCAGUUUUGGGUUGGGAAUUAGUUUACAAGCCAAUGUUCGGUAUGACUACAGAUGCAGCUGCUGUUGAAGAAAAUGAAGCUAAGCUAGCUACUGUCUUGGAUGUGUAUGAAAAAAGACUUGGCCAGUCCAAAUAUUUGGGUGGCGAUGAGUUUACUUUAGCCGAUCUUCAUCAUCUUCCUUAUCUUAAUUGUUUGAUGGGUACACCAACUAAGAAGAUUUUUGAAUCUCGACCAUGUGUUUCUGCUUGGUCUCAAGAUAUCUUGGCUAGACCUUCCUGGGCUAAAGUUCUUGAUUUACAGAAACAUUAGAAAAAUUGGGUUAAGCCCCAAAUCUGAAAAUUCAAAAUUAGUGGAUUUCUUGUUUUGAGUUCUAGAUCAAGAACAGAAAAAUCUUCCAUGGAGAAAUUUUCUGAUUAAUAAAAUUUUCUGGUUAAUGAAUGCUUU